Molecule: messenger RNA, 6407 nt
Organism: Cryptomeria japonica (Japanese cedar)
Lineage: Eukaryota; Viridiplantae; Streptophyta; Pinopsida; Cupressales; Cupressaceae
Exons: 10
Coding region: 1-6297 (2098 amino acids)
Cellular component (GO): nucleus; cytoplasm
Molecular function (GO): protein binding
Source: RefSeq, a predicted model, not a curated record
AUGCUUGUUUCAGAAUAUGCUGUUGCUAUGGAUUUUGAUCCAGCCAAGCAAGGCGACCUGGGAACUGCCAAGUCUUUGGAGAAAGUAGGUGAUCCGUACGCUGGCGUUAUUCUCAGCGAACGAGAAAAAGAAGUAGCAUUAUUUUUGUGCGUGGAUGAUUGGAAUUAUGAAGUAGUUUACUGGCUGCUAAACUCUUGGACAAAUUAUGAGACCAUGAACGUCGGGGAUGUGAGAAGAGGAAACAUACCUAUCAGUGAUGUGGCCAAUUUUGAAGAAAUGAACAAAAUGAUGGGUCAUUUAGCGAGAAGACUUGGGGAAGAGGGAGGAAAAGCACUUGAAAAUUCAGGAAAGACGAAGUAUUAUGGGAAAGAUUCAGUCAAAGAAGUGCUAUCAGGCAUGAUUAAAAUUGUAACAGAAGAAGAGGACGUCGUGCAAUUCAUGGGUAGUGCUAAGUGGAAGUUUACAUACUAUGAAGGUGACGAAUAUUUUCUUCCGGUUUCUGCAAAGAUGGGAGAUGUUGCUGAGCCAUUCUGGUGUUUUGUGUGCGACAGUUUUGCGGGCUAUGCUGUAGAAACCUGUGCUCUUACAAGCCUUCUAGACAUACGUGAGAUGCAGGCAAAAAGCACCAGUCAGAAUGCCUUGAUGAUUGCCACCUCCAUUCUGUUACAUCUCUCCGAUUUCCGAACAGAUAUCAUACACGAACCACUUGCGCAUGAUUGCAAGGGCAGUUGCGCCAAUCAUAUUCUACGUCAUGCUGCGGAUACGGCGGCUGACAACCCACAAAAGUUUAACGAGAUGCUGAAAAAUAACGCAAUGUGUAGGUGCUAUGAUGAGACGCGUAAUUACAGCGAUGAAACGCGUAAUUACGGUGUCCUAGACAAGCUUUUAGUUAUUGUAGCAAAGCAGAAAUAUUAUGAUAUUGAAGAAGAAGAGAAAUUAGCUGUUGUAGACAUCCUAUUGCAAUGCGGUGCCCAGCCUGCAAGAUGCGAUGCAAUUGGUAAGUACAAAAACAAAACGGUCUUACACUCAGUUGCGAAAUUUCGAAACGAAGAUGUGGGAACAGAGGUUGCAGAAGCUUUGCUAUGCAUGUGUAAGGACCGAAGUGUAUAUGACUUUGUCAAUGCUAAAGAUGAGAGAGGAAGGACUGCUCUUCAUAGCGCUUCAGAGAAAGGAAACGCACGUAUCUGUAGACUGCUUGUUGAUCGCGGUACUUCAGUGAAUGCUCAAGACAAGAAAGGUAAGACAGCCCUGCACUGUGCAUUUGAGGGAAGGAUUGAUAAUAUUAAAGAUGUGUGGACAGAGAUUGCACAAGUUUUGCUAUGCUGGGGCGAUGAGGAAACUAUAAAUGAGUUUGCAAAUGCCGCAGAUGAGAGUGGGAGAACUGCACUUCACAUCGCUUCAGAGAAAGGAAACGUUCGUAGCUGUGAACUGCUUGUUGAUCAGGGUGCUUCAGUGAUUGCUCAAGACAAAAAGGGUAUGACAGCUCUGCACUAUGCAUUUGAAGGAAGGAUCGAUAAAGUUAUAGGUGUGGGCAUAGAGAUUGCACAAACUUUGCUACGAAGGUGUGAUAAGCAAAGUGUAUACGAGUUUGUCAAUGCCACUGAUAAGAGUGGGAGGACUGCUCUUCACGGUGCUUCAGAAAAAGGGAACGCACGUAUCUGUGAACUGCUUACUGGUCAUGGUGCCUCAGUGACUGCUCAAGACAAUAAGAAUAUGACAGCCCUGCAUUAUGCAUUUGAAGGAAAGAUUGAAAAAGUUAAAGGUGUAGGAAUAGAGAUUGCGCAAGCUUUGCUACGCAGAUGUGAUGAGCACAGUAUGUAUGAGUUCGUCAAUGCGUCAAGUCAUAGAGGAAGGACAGCUCUUCACGGCGCUUCAGAGAAAGGAAACAAACGUAUCUGUGAAGAGCUUCUUGAUCGUGGUGCUUCAGUAACUGCUAAAGACAAAGAGGAUACGACAGCCCUGCACUAUGCACUUGAAGGAGGGAUUAUAGAGAUUGCACAAGUUUUGCUACGGAGGUGUGAUGACACAAGUAUGUAUGAGUUUGUCAAUGUUGCAGAUAAGAAAGGGAGGACUGCUCUUCACUGCGCUUCAGAGAAAGCAAAUGCACAAAUAUGUGGACUUCUUGCUGAUCGUGGCGCUUCAGUGAUUACUCAGGACGAAAAGGGUAUGACAGCCCUGCACUAUGCAGUAAAAGCAGGAAGUAUAGAGAUUGCACAAGUUUUGUUAAACAGGUGUGAUGAGGCAAGUAUAUAUGGAUUUGUCAAUGCCGCAGACAUUCGAGGGAGGACUGCUCUUCAUUGGGCUUCACACAUACGAAACACACGUAUCUUGGCAUUGCUGCUUCAUAGCGGAACUUUAGUGAUUCGUCAAGACAAAAAUAGUAUGACAGCCCUGCACUGUGCAUUUGAAAAAGGGAUUGGUAAAUUUAAAAAUGUGGUGGAGGAGAUUGCGCAAGCUUUGCUAAGUAGUUGUAAUGAGCAAAGUAUAUAUGAAUUUGUCAAUGCCGCAGAUAAUAGACGGAGGACUUCUCUUCACCUCGCUUCAUUGAAUGGAAGCACAUAUAUUUGUCAACUGCUUGUUGAUUGCGGUGUUUCAUUGACUGCUAAAGACAAAAAUGGUAAGACAGCCCUGCACUAUGCAUUCGAAGGACGGAUUGAUAAAGUAUUAGAUGUCGGUAUCGAGAUUGCACAAACUUUGCUAAGUAGGUGUGACGAGCAAAGUGUAUAUGAGUUUGUAAAUGCCGUGGACGAGAGCGGAAAGACUGCUCUUCAUAGUGCUUCAGAGAAUGGAAAGGCAGUUAUCUGUGAACUGCUUGUUGAUCGUGGUGCUUCGGUAACUGCUCAAGACAAAGAUGGUAUGACCACCCUGCACUAUGCAUUUGAAGGAGGGAUUGAUAAAGAUAUAGAUGUGGCUACAGAAAUUGCACAAGCUUUGCUAGGCAAGUGUCCCGCUGAAAGUAUUUAUGAAUUUGUUAAUGCUACAGAUGUGAGAUGGAGGACUGCUCUCCACAGAGCUUCAGAGAAAGGAAACGCAUGUAUCUGUGAACUGCUGCUUGGUAGUAGUGCUUUAGCGACUGCUCAAGACGAAAAGGGUAUGACAGCCCUGCACUAUGCAUUUGAAGGAGGUUUUGAUAAAGAUAUAGAUGUUGGGAUAGAUAUCGCAGGAGCUUUGCUACGCAGUUGUAAUGAGCAAAAUCUAUAUGAAUUUGUCAAUGCGGUAGAUAAGAGAGGGAGGACUGCUCUUCACAGUGCUUCAGAGAAAGGAAACGCACGCAUUUGUGGACUGCUUGUUGAUCACGGUGCUUCAGUGACGGUUCAAGACGAAAGGAAUAUGACACCCCUGCACUACGCACUUGAUGGAAGGUUUGAUGAAGUCAUAGACGCACUGCUGAAAAGUUCGCAUGCUACUAAAUCACUUAAUUUGAAAGACAAUAGAGGGUACACUCCUUUAGGUGUAGCUCUUACCAAUAUGGAUCAUAAGUCAACAGUGAAGUUGUUAUUGCAAUCAAAAGAGCCAGAAGCUGAUUUAGGUAAAGCUCUUACCAACAUGAAUUAUGAGACAACGGCGAAGUUGUUAUUGAAGCCGGAAGAGCCAGAAGCUUAUUUGGAUAUAGCUCUUCCCCAAAUGGAUUCUGUGUCAACAGCGAAGUUGCUAUCAAAGUUAAAAAAGCCAGAAGCUUAUUUUAAUAAAGUGGAUCAGGAACAACUCCUACGCAACUCUCUAAUUCUUGGUUCCGUAAAUAUCGUCAAUAAGCUGUUUACACAGGGAAUAAAGCAGCCAGCUGCCGAUGAAGAUGGGAAAACAGCUUUGCAUUUGGCCGCUAUGUGCAAUGAUCAAAAUAAAGCAAUUAAAAUUAUUUAUGUCAUAAUAGGCGAAAAAUUUUCGCUGGAUGUUAAAACCAUGAUCGCCAAGCGCGACAAAGCAGAUAGGACUGUACUCCAUGACGCGGCUUUGAAUGGGCAUAAGGAGCUCUGCCUAGGUCUUCUUAACAUUAAUUCUGAUCUAAUAUAUGCCAAAGAUAGAGACGGCCGAAACCCAUUAUACGAUGCAGUUGAAGGAAAAUGGAAGGGCAAAGUUCUGUGUAAGCAAUUGUUAACAGCAUAUUUGAAAAAGGAUAGGCCAAAUGAUGAUCUGAUGGACCGCAGCGGUCUAACUCCAUUGCAUGUUGCUGCUUCACAAGGAAAUGUCCAGAUUCUUGAAGAGCUCCUUUCCAGGGAUAAAAUCAGACAAAAAUACUUGAGCAGAGGAGAUUUCCUCGAACAGACAGCACUCCAUAAGGCAGUAAGCAAUGGACACAUAGAUACAGUAGAAAUUCUAUUGAAGCACGGUGCCCACCCUCUCAGAGAACAUGAUCGUGAUGGCAGAACGACUCUUCAUUACGCAGUCCGAGUAAAAACUGAAGACAAAAUGGAAUUGGUCCGUAAGAUUCUCCAGGGAUGUGAAUUAGGCGAAGAGAAAUUGCUCCUUUUAUGGGCCUCUGCCGCAGGCUUAGGCACUGCUGACCAAGAUCUAGAUCUACGAAAUCCAGAAGAUGAAGAAGUUCACAAAUUUCUUUUAGAUGAAAGGGAAAGGUUGAAAAAAGGUAAUUUGUUGAAAAUAGCUGUUUCCCUCGAAAACGUUGAAAUGACCAAAGAGCUGAUUAGCAGAGGUUAUCAAAUUGGGGACAUUUGUGAUCCAAGAUUACCAGAAUCAAACAAAGAGAGUGUAAAUGAGACAGUGAAUAGAGUUUUAAGACAGAUUAAGAUGAUAAAAGAGCAAGGAAAUGACAAACCGACUAUAUUUGAUAGUCUUGGGAGAUUGGACUAUGCUCAAGGCCUUGCUGCAUUAUUUUUGAAUCCUUACAUAAAGCCCCCCAUAGCCGUCGGUAUCACAGGUUCUUGGGGUACGGGAAAAUCUAGCCUGAUGCUCCAGACUGAGCGCAUUUUAAUGACAACGGCAGCUCAAAUGGCAUUGUUGCCAUCCUCAAAAUUAUCACGCUCAGCUUCACAAUUGCCUGAUAUUAAACCAUGUAAACUAUCAAACAGGGGGAUAAGUAAAUGUGAACACAUUUACAGACAGCUAAAGCGUGGAGAACGAGCUAAUAGAAACAUAUUUAUAAUCUUGUGGGAUUACAUUAGAAGCAAACUAAAACAAACCAACGAAGAGAAAAUUCAGAAAAAGAUGAAGAAAUUGCUAAACGAGUAUGAGAAGAAAUUUCUAAACCAGUACGACAUUAAGUAUUUAAAGGUUUUUAAAGCUCUCGCUGCUAUGGACAGUGGUGACAUGUUGCAAAGCUAUGCCUCGCGGCCAAAAGCAGAUCUUUCAGUAGAGGAAAACGUGCCCGCAGUUUUAACUGUUCAGUAUAAUGCAUGGAAGUAUAGGAACGAUACAGAAGCUUUGGCAGGUAUAGCAGUUGAGAUUACCAAAGAGUUGGAAGGAAUCAUGACGCAGGCUCAAUGGCUCAACACCUGUUGGCGGAAUUCAUGGAAAAAGAAGAAGUAUACUCUAUGGAUUGAAAUUUUCUUUCCCUCUCUCCUCGCACUGGUUCUGGCAAGUUCCUUUACUUGGAUUGCAUGGGUGGUGUUCGAUAGUGACAAGUUAAAGGAAUGGGGAAAAGCAAAAUAUGCAUGGCCUCCAGCAGCCUUAGUCAUAAUAGUGUGGACCCUAACAAAGUCAGCAAUGGGCAUUUUAAAGCCUGUCAGUACUCAACUAAUGCAGUAUAUUUCAUUCCCAGAUCACAGCAACAAGCUGGGUUAUCAGGAACGGGUGAUCUCAGACAUUUCUUUUUUGAAAGAUGAAAUUGGUAGAAAAGCUUGUUGGGUGUUCAUUGUCUUUUCUUGGGUCUUUACGGCCUUCACAGUCCUAUGGGACCUCAUUAGUAAAUCAUUCAUAAAAUCACUGCUAUUACAUGAUAGAAGCCAUGAAAAGGCUAUACAAGCUCCAAAGAUAGCCCCUGCACCAGGAAGCAAUCUUCGAAUAAUCGUUUUUGUGGACGAUUUGGAUAGAUGCCAGGAAUCUGUGAUCUUGCAGGUUCUGUCAGCUGUUAAUCUUGUAUUAGCAGUGUGCGAAAUCAAUGUGGUGAUAGGAAUGGACAAAAGAUUAAUAGAAAGAGCAAUAAUAAAGAAAUAUAAAGACAUAAAUGUUAAGAAAUCUGUGAAAGCUAAUCAAGAAUUCGCAGACAUGUAUUUACAAAAGAUCAUACAACUGCCACUGGACCUUCCUGAUCCUCGCAACGAGGAAUCAAGGAGUUUUCUGAGAGGAGAGUUGGGUGUAUUAGAUAAUGAAAAUGUAGCUCUUACGAACGAGGAUGGGAGCUAAAGCAACGGUGGCGGGGCAGAAGAAGCUGUACAACAAAACAAUGCAGAACAAGCCACUAUAAAUAUGCAGACUUCAUCGGAAUUCGCAAGCAUGAGAUUUGAAGCUUUAGG